CAUGGCUAGCAUGACAGCAACAUGGAACAAAAGUCUUCAAAGGACUUAUUGAAUAGUGCCUACAAUUUCUGUCGUGAGGUGUGUGCUUGUAGAAACCCCCCGAAUUGUAUACGACUUUCGAUAUGUCCGGACUUGUUGCCUUGGACACCUUUGACGAAGAAGGUACUAAGUACAUGCGCGAGGUAUUUCCAGAUGUGAUAGAGCCUGGUAGUCAUUUGCACGCUUCAUGGCCUCAACAUGCUGUCGGCCUCUUUGUUGCGAAGAGCAAAGUGACUGCAGACAUCAUCCGCAGCACGAAGAAACUCAAGUUCAUUGUCAGACAUGGUGCUGGCUACGACAAUAUCGAUGUCGGGGCUUGUAAGCAGAAAGGCAUCGUCCUAUGCAAUCUUCCAGGAAUCAGUGCUAUGAGCGUAGCAGAAUUAACGCUUGCCCUUACGGGUGCAUGUGCGAAAAACCUGGUUGAGGUGUCGAGACAGAUUCGAGCGGGAGAGAAAUUGAACAAAAGAUACAAAAGUCUUUAUUCUGCAAGUUUACUCACGGGCAAGACCUUUGGCAUCGUUGGUGGUGGACACAUAGGGCAGCUCACGGCCAAAAAAUUCGUUGGUGCUUUCGACGGCAAGAUCUUCUUGUAUGACCCUUACAUCCCAGGACUUGGCUCGAUUUGGGACUCGAUUCCUCAUGUACGGGUACAUUCGGUGGAAGAAAUGGCCCCUCUGGUAGAUGUGAUGUCGUUACAUGUGCCGCUGCUCCCGAGCACCCGGGAUAUGAUCACAUUUUCGCUACUUCAGAAGAUGAAGUCCACGGCCAUUCUCAUCAAUGUUGCGCGGGGUGGGGUUGUCAAGGAAGAAGAUCUCUGGAGAGCCUUGAAACUAGGGGUGAUUGCAUCUGCCGGAGUGGAUGCUUGGGUGAAUGAACCGCCCACGAGAGAAGUGUAUGGGAGCAUAUUAGAUCUGGAGAACCUGGUGAUGAGUCCUCAUAUUGGAGGUUCUCCUGCCGAAGUACAAACUGCCACUUGUAUAAGCAUGGUGGAUCAUAUGAAGGAGCUACUUGAUGGUAAGGCGCCUAGAGAUAGAGUGGCAUGAUGAACAGAACAUGUCUGCAUGUUCAUGGAUACCACAAAAAGCACUGG
Exophiala viscosa is the source of this 1129-nucleotide messenger RNA. RefSeq lists its product as uncharacterized. Lineage: Eukaryota; Fungi; Ascomycota; Eurotiomycetes; Chaetothyriales; Herpotrichiellaceae. Bases 123 to 1082 code for a protein of 319 amino acids. Gene Ontology annotation, molecular function: oxidoreductase activity, acting on the CH-OH group of donors, NAD or NADP as acceptor; NAD binding. The record is from RefSeq and is a predicted model, not a curated record. The transcript is spliced from 4 exons.